AUCGCAUCGUCUUGGGGUCCGCUCCGGGCUCCGGGAGGACUCAUCUGGUCACCCUGUGACCUGCUGGCGCUGCGGCCGCGAGCGGAGGACCAGAGAGGCCCCCGGAGGCCAGGAGAUGAUGGACCUGUUGACAUUCGGGGAUGUGUCCAUUGAUUUCUCUCUAGACGAAUGGGAAUGCCUGGACCCUGCUCAGCAGAGUUUGUAUCGCGAUGUGAUGUUGGAGAACUACAGAAACCUGGUCUCCUUGGGUCUUGCUGUCUCUAAGCCAUACCUGGUCACCUGUCUGGAGCGAAGGAAAGAACCCUGGGGUGUGAAGAGACCAAAGACAAUGGCUGUGUUCUCAGCAGUGUAUCAUCAUUGUACCCAAGGCAUUUCACCAGAAGAGAGCAUAAAACAUUCAUUCCAAAAAGUGAUCGGUCGAAGAACUGAGCGCUGUGGCUUUGAAAGUUUAUACUUAAGGGAAGAGUUGGAAGGUGUGUGUGAGAGUGAAGGUCGAAGAACCUGUCAUGAUGGGCAUAACUGUUGUGUGGUCACUAACCUUUGUGAACGUGUCCCUGUCAAUAGAGAUCCCGAACAGAAAGCCUGUGAGAAGAACACUCCUUUUGGGCCAGAUACAGUUGACGCUCUUCAUGCUUAUAGAAGUAAAUAUCCACGGCAACUUCUGGAGUAUAACUUUCCUCCAAAAGGAAACCUGGAAAGUCUGGAAAGAGAUCCUGUCCGUGCUUCAGCUGACAACUUCAGCAAUCUUGGUGAGUUAGUCAUCGACCCUAGCAUUUCAUUAGAGAAAGAAUUGAAAAGCAGAGAAUUAAUUUGUAAAUGUGAUCUAUCAGAGACUUCGUUCACUGAAAGUUCCUCGUUCUGCAGUCAGCAACUUGAUCUUUCCUGUGGCCAAAUACACAGUUGUGAUAAAUGUGGGAUGUUUGCUACUGAUCCAUUAUUGCUUAGCCAGCACCGUAAAGAAAACAGUACGGCUUUUAAUAAGCUUAGUGAUUUCAAGGAUAUACUUAUUGAAGAUAAACCGGAUCAGUGUAACAAAAUGCAUAACAGCUUUGACCAUGGCUCUAGUCCUCAUAAACAUGAGUGUUCUCAAUUUCCAAAGAACCUUUACAAAUGUAGGGACAUCUUUCCUCCAUGCUCAAAAUUUACUACCCAUCAAGGUAACUGUAUCCAGGAUAAUUAUUACAAAUGUGUAGAUGGCGACACAGCUCUGAACCAAAGCUCAAAACUCAUUAUGCAUAGAGGUCAUAAUGCACGGAAACCCUAUAAGUGUAAUGAGUGUGGCAGAGCUUUUAACUAUUACUCAACUUACAUUAAACACCACAGAGUUCACACCGGAGAGAAACCCUACAAAUGUAAAGAAUGUGGAAAAUCUUAUACUCAGAGCGCAAGCCUUAAAAAGCACCAGAGAAUCCACUCAGGAGAGAAGCCUUACAAAUGUAAAGAAUGUGGGAAAGCCUUUAACUAUUGCUCCACUUACAGCAAACACCAGAGAACUCACACAGGAGAGAAGCCGUACAAGUGCAGCGAGUGUGGCAAAGCCUUUAACUAUUGCUCCACUUACAUUAAACACCACAGAGUACACACUGGAGAGAAGCCCUACAAGUGUAAGGAAUGUGGAAAAUCCUUUACCCAGAGCGCAAGCCUUAAAAAGCACCAGAGAAUCCACACUGGAGAGAAACCCUAUGUUUGUGAAGAGUGUGGCAAAGCCUUUAACCACUGCUCGUCCCUUAGUCAGCACCAGAGAAUUCAUACUGGAGAGAAACCCUACAGAUGUGACCAGUGUGGGAAGUCCUUCACCCAGUGCGCAAGCCUCAGAAAACAUGAGGUGAUUCACACUGGAGAAAAGCCCUACAAAUGUGAAGAGUGUGGCAAAGCCUUUAACCAGAGCUCAACCCUGAAUGAACAUCAGAGGAUUCACACCGGAGAGAAGCCAUACAAGUGUAAGCAGUGUGGGAAAUCCUUCACCCAGUGUUCAAGCCUUCGAAAACACCAGAGGAUUCACACUGGAGAGAAGCCCUACAAGUGUGAAGAAUGUGGCAGAGCCUUCAAUUGUUCUUCAUCCUUUGCUAAACACCAGAGGAUUCACACUGGAGAGAAACCCUACAAGUGUGUACAGUGUGGUAAAGCCUUUAUCCACUGCACAAAUCUCAUUCAACACCAGAGAAUCCAUACUGGAGAGAAACCGUAUGACUGUAAAGAAUGUGGGAAAUCCUUCAGCCAGUGUUCAAACCUUCGAAAACACCAGAGAAUUCACAUAUGAGGAGAAGCCGACCAAUAGGAAGAAUGCAGCAAGACUUUAUCUGUUGUUCAAACCUUGCCCAGCAGUAUACAUAAUGCACGCUGGAGACAAGUCCUGCACAUGUAGUGAAUGUGGCGGAGGCCUUUCUGUCUUUGAUAGGUAACUAACUCGGCCCCUGAGAACUCGUUAUGGGGAGAAGCCCGAACACGUGAAGCCCUUCACAUGGUCUCUUUAAUCCUUUUAACUAUUGCUCACCCUCUCCUGGACACCCCAGAAUUUUCACAGAGGAGGAACCUCUCAGAAAUCUAAAGAAUGUCUUAACAGAGUUCAUCACACAGGAGAGAAAAUGGACUCACCCAUGUGACUGCCUUUUAUCUUGGUUCCUUUUACUAAAUGCAAAAGAAUUCACCCCUAGAGAAGCCCUGCCACUGCAGAGAAUGUGCCAAAGCUUCAUGCUGUUGUCAUACUUUACUCAGCACCAGACUACAAUGAAGCAGUCAGCACACAGGUGUUCCAUGUGUCACAGCCUAGAGUCAAGGUGAAAGUUUUGUGUUUUUUUUUAAUAUUUAUUUUUAUUUAUUUGAGAGAGAGAGGGAGUGAGGGAGACACAGAGAGGAGGAGGCACA
Jaculus jaculus (lesser Egyptian jerboa) is the source of this 2865-nucleotide messenger RNA. RefSeq names its product zinc finger protein 93-like. NCBI's taxonomy places the organism in Eukaryota, Metazoa, Chordata, Mammalia, Rodentia, Dipodidae. Gene Ontology annotation, biological process: negative regulation of transcription by RNA polymerase II. The record is from RefSeq and is a predicted model, not a curated record. The coding region runs from base 116 to 2260 and encodes 714 amino acids. Gene Ontology annotation, molecular function: DNA-binding transcription repressor activity, RNA polymerase II-specific. The transcript has 4 exons.